Messenger RNA from Ophidiomyces ophidiicola, 2703 nucleotides. RefSeq names its product MCM DNA helicase complex subunit (gene MCM3). The transcript is spliced from 7 exons. Gene Ontology annotation, molecular function: single-stranded DNA binding; ATP binding; ATP hydrolysis activity. Lineage: Eukaryota; Fungi; Ascomycota; Eurotiomycetes; Onygenales; Onygenaceae. The coding region runs from base 1 to 2703 and encodes 900 amino acids. The record is from RefSeq and is a predicted model, not a curated record. Gene Ontology annotation, cellular component: nucleus; MCM complex. Gene Ontology annotation, biological process: DNA replication; mitotic DNA replication initiation; double-strand break repair via break-induced replication.
AUGGAUUUCACCUUACGAGAUGAAGCGGUUCGAGAUCGUGUUCGCGCUGCAGCGGAAUUUCUUGACCCCAGCGACCAGCGAUUACGAAGGUUGCUAAGCUUGCCUCCUGAUUUUGCUCAUGCUGACGUUGUUUUCAGUUACCGUGCAGAUAUAGUCUUGAUGCUAAAUCGUGGCCUGCGGCGUCUUACAGUCAGCUUGGACGAAAUCAGAGCCCAUAAUGGAGACCUUGCGAAUGGCCUAUUAACCCAUCCAUUCGAUUACUCCCAGGCUUUCGAUCAAGCUUUGAAAGAGGUGAUCCAAACUUUAGACACAGAGUCGACAAGGCUAAGCAAAGAAGAAGUCGAGGAUACAGCAUGGUAUUGUGCCUAUGUUGGAGCUUUUGGCGAAUAUGCCUGUAACCCGCGUACCUUGAGCUCGUCGCAUUUGAAUCGAAUGGUAGCUUUAGACGGCAUUGUUACAAAAUGUUCUUUAGUCAGGCCAAAGGUGAUUCGGAGCGUCCACUACAAUGAGAAAAAGGAAAAUUUCCUCGUUCGAGAAUACAGAGACCAAACCAUGACCGCCACCGGAGCUACGAAUUUGAAUGUGUAUCCACAAGAAGACGACCAAGGAAAUCCGUUGAUCACAGAGUAUGGCUAUUGCAAGUACCGCGACCACCAAAUGGUUUCCAUUCAGGAAAUGCCAGAAAGAGCUCCCGCCGGACAGCUUCCGAGAGGCGUCGAUGUCAUCCUUGAUGAUGAUAUGGUGGAUAAGGUAAAGCCAGGCGACAGAAUUCAGCUUGUCGGGAUAUACCGAUCACUUGGAAAUAGAAACGUAAACUCCGGCAGUUCAACUUUUCGUACCGUGAUUCUCGCUAACAACAUAAUACAUCUUGCCUCGAAAUCCGGUGGUGGCAUCGCGCAAGCUAUAAUUACCGAUACUGAUAUUCGCAACAUAAACAAGCUUUCGAAAAAGAAGAAGGUUUUUGAAUUGCUCUCUCAAUCUCUGGCCCCAAGUAUAUAUGGGCAUGAUCACAUUAAAAAGGCCAUUUUAUUAAUGCUGCUUGGUGGUAUGGAAAAGAACUUAGAUAACGGAACGCAUUUGCGUGGAGAUAUUAAUAUUCUAAUGGUCGGCGAUCCGUCGACUGCUAAAUCCCAGCUUCUUCGUUUUGUUCUCAAUACUGCUCCUUUGGCUAUCGCAACUACUGGAAGAGGGUCGUCAGGUGUCGGUCUUACAGCAGCAGUUACCACCGACAAAGAGACUGGCGAGAGAAGGCUUGAAGCUGGUGCUAUGGUCCUUGGAGACAGAGGUGUAGUAUGUAUUGAUGAGUUCGACAAGAUGAGCGACAUUGAUCGAGUCGCUAUCCACGAAGUUAUGGAACAGCAAACAGUCACUAUCGCCAAAGCUGGUAUUCAUACAACACUCAACGCAAGAUGCAGCGUUAUCGCAGCCGCUAACCCUAUCUAUGGACAAUAUGACACACACAAGGAUCCUCAUAAAAACAUUGCCCUCCCAGAUUCGUUAUUAUCACGUUUUGAUUUACUCUUCGUGGUGACAGAUGACAUUGAGGACACCAGAGACAGAUUGGUUUCCGAGCAUGUUCUACGAAUGCAUCAGUACCGUCAGCCUGGGACUGAAGAAGGUGCUCCUGUUCAAGAGCAAGUCAACAACAGUCUAGGUGUUGGGCUUGAAACUACUAGAAAUUCGAACGCGCCUACAGAUGUGUAUGAAAAGUACAACGUCAUGCUCCAUGCAGGUAUGACGGCCACAUCAGGCAAAGGAGCGGGAAGAAAAGUGGAAGUAGUCAGUCUUCCGUUUGUUAAGAAAUAUAUUCAAUACGCAAAGACUAGAAUAAAGCCAGUCCUGACCAAAGGCGCUGCGGAUCACAUCGUCGCUACAUAUUCUGCUCUUCGAAACGAUGAAUUAACAGGGAACCAACGGAGAACAUCACCAAUGACUGCACGUACUCUUGAGACAUUGAUUCGUUUAUCGACGGCCCAUGCAAAAGCCCGUCUUUCCAAUAGAGUAGAUGAAAAGGAUGCCAAGGUCGCAGAAUCCAUUCUUCGUUUUGCCCUCUUCAAGGAAGUUGUGGAGGAUGAGAGACGCAAGCGACGGAAGACGGCAAAUAUACCCGAAUCUGAUUCUGAUUCCAGUGAUUCUGAUGACGAUGUUGAUCCUACCCAGAGGACGGCACGGGGUUCAACGACUGCUGGCUCGCAUGCUCCCAUGCGUCGCGGACCACAAGGAAGGUCGAGGAAUACACCUGAGCUUGACAAUGAUGACGAAUAUUCAGGGAAUAUUAGCAGUCUGAAUCUCGGUAGCUCCUCCCGCCUGACUCGCAGUCAGGGAACCGUUCAGGAGGAGUCUCAGAUGUCAAUUGCGUCAUCUCAGCCGGCAUCUCAACUGCUUCAAACACAAACAGAAGAGCUGGACUCUCAGGAAGACAUUAUUGCGGCAGCGGCAGCCACAGCAGCUUCAUUACCUCAGCUACACAUAAACAGAGUAAAUGCAUUCCGAGUCGCCCUUGGGCCUCUGAUGAGAUCCGAACUGUUCCAGGGCGAUUCCGCGAAUGUGAUGAAUGUGAUAGAUGCUGUAAAUGCGUCAAUACGAGCCUUGAGCACGCAAACAAGCACGUUUGAGUUGACCGAAGCACUACAGGCCUUGAAGGUGAUGAAUGACAAGAAUGAAAUUAUGUACCUUGGAGAGGAGACGGUUUAUCGCAUAUAG